Messenger RNA from Centrocercus urophasianus (Greater sage-grouse), 4959 nucleotides. RefSeq names its product coiled-coil domain containing 92 (gene CCDC92). The transcript is spliced from 11 exons. NCBI's taxonomy places the organism in Eukaryota, Metazoa, Chordata, Aves, Galliformes, Phasianidae. Bases 2062 to 3009 code for a protein of 315 amino acids. Gene Ontology annotation, cellular component: centriole. The record is from RefSeq and is a predicted model, not a curated record.
CAAACCCACCCUCAGUGCUGCUGCGGUUGCCCAGAAGUCAGUGAAGUGACAUAAAGAAGGAAGAGCGGCCAAUAGAUUUCUUCCCAAGGCAAGCUUCCGUGCUCUCUGUCCAUCACAACUUCAGCAAAGCCAGUGGUCUGGAUUCUGCAGAAAAGUGGGACCAUUACCCAACAGAAAAUACUUGGCUCUGGGAAGAGACGUGGAGGAAAUGUCUGACAAAUUUUUGUGACAGAGAGCAGCGCUCCCUUGGUGAGGAAGGAGUGAUGGACGUCCUCACUGUGGCCAGUUCUGGUUAAGGAUGAAGCAGUGACUUUGAUGCAGGCAGAGGAGACUGCCACCUUGGGAACAAAACAAGUGACUAUGCAGUGGUUGAUGUGACCGAGGAACCAUUUCGUGCCUUUGAGCUUCAUUUAAGCUCUUCAUAUGAAUAAGAGCAAAAAUGUGUGCUAUGUACUGAAGCAGCAGCAAGUUCAGUCCAGAAAGCCCUGCCCUAAUUGGAAUUAAACUUCUGAUGAAUGGCAUAUUUUCUCAGCCCUCCGUGUCACACAAAGCAAAUGCUGUUUGCUCCCCUCCUGCCUUUUAACCACUGGGUUGAGACCUUCUGGAGCUGCUGAGGCAAAGUGGUCCAAGAGAUGGGAAGCUGGGACCUGCCUCGUGGAGCCUCCUCAUGUGUGCUUAUAGCACAGCUUGGCAAAUGUACUUGGGAUAUGUCCCAGAAUUGGAUAAAUUGGAAGUAACUGCUACAGGGGAAGUCUCCCCUUAUCUCUCUGCUGACUGAUAUCAGGAUCUGUGGUGUAAGUGGUGCUGUUGCAGAAGAUAAAAGGUAAGCCGUGCAUAAGGCAACCUGCAAUCUAUUCAGGCAAAGGGGAAGAAAUGUGAGUGUUGAAGUUAUUGAGAGUCUGAGGCCUAUUUCUGGUGGCAAACGAGGUGCUCAGGGCACAGGAGAAAAUCAAACAAAAAGGAUCCAGGGAAAACCUGGGGCAUCUGCUGCUGAUCGUGUCUUUCCCAGCACAUCUCCAGGAGUGAAGCUCUCCAGGAUAAAGAUAGAAAAUUGCAAUGGAUCCAUUUGCCAAGAGGCUUGGGCAUUAUCCCAUGAGAUGUGGAGAAAAGCAGAACAAGGGCUAGCUGUUGUGAAGCUGUGAACUGGCUCAGCUCUGCCACACUGUCUGAGCUAUGUCUCCUCAUUGCCUUUUGAACACCUGGACCCUUUACCUGUAGGUGGGCUGUCUCCCUGGCUUAAACAGCUCACUGUGCUCUGGCAUGUCUGCAUUAUUCCUGAACGUUCUGUACACUGUUUUUUCAUUCAACCCAACUUGGAAAAAGGCAGACAGGCAGUAGUCUGAACACCCCAAGAGUCUGUAUUUGCUUUGUUCCUUAUGUGUUCCAGCACAACCUGCUCUCCUGUGAUUUAAAACAAUGUGUCUUUGUGCUUAUCUUCUGGGCUUGGCAAGGCCAUUUUUACCUUUUCGUUUUUGUAUCAACAGGAGAAAUUGCUGUCUAACUGAUCCGUUGUGGACCUCUGACCAAAACCAUCCAGUGCAACAUAUGCACAGACUUAUCCAGACUCCUGCUAGGAAUUGGAAUUGGCAUCGAGCAACACCCACGCCUCCACCCAGACCAGAACCCACCGAGAUGUUCCUCCCUCAGAUGAAGCUCGUGUGUCACUCACAACCCAUGGCAGAGGACAUGCAGGGGCUUGGAGCAGAGGACAGUUGGAAUGGGAAGAUGUAGCAUGGUUAACCAAAAUCCAGACUCAUCUGGGCUCCUUGGGCAUCUCCUACUGCCUCAUUCGGGACCUGAGUUUUAUUCAGAACCAUUCUCUGAAGCCCAGCUCUGCCCACACCCCAGCCAUGCAUGGAGACCCACGGAGGAGCCUGCAGCAGGAACAGCUCUGCCUUCAGCAAGCCCAGAGAAGGGGUUCCCAUGUGCCUUUCUGGUCUUCUCAGCAAGCUAAUGGAAACAAUCCUGUAACUUCAAGGCAGAACGAUGAGGUUUUAGAAUUCCCCUGACUGGUAAUGAGAGAGUUGAUACAGCUUAACAGCAGAGUAACUGCAUGCCAGGAUGGCAACUUCAAACCUGGAGAAUCAGCUGCACAGUGCCCAGAAGAACCUCUUGUUUCUCCAGAGAGAACACGCCAGCACCCUGAAGGGCCUGCAUGCCGAGAUCCGGCGCCUGCAGCAGCACUGCACAGACCUAACCUAUGAGCUGACUGUGAAGAGUUCAGACUUGUCAGGAAGCAUUAGUUCAAGAAGUGAUGAACUCAAAAGAAAGUGUGAAGAUCUUGAAGCUCAGCUGAAAGCCAAAGAGGCUGAAAAUAAUGAAUUAUUGAAAGAACUUGAACAAAAGAAUGCAAUGAUAAUGGUGCUGGAAAACACCAUUAAAGAAAGAGAAAAGAAGUAUUUGGAAGAGUUGAAAAUGAAAAGCCAUAAGCUCAAUAUGCUGUCCAGUGAACUAGAGCAGAGAGCAAGCACGAUCGCUUAUUUAACUUCUCAGCUGCACGCUACUAAGAAGAAGCUGCUGAGUUCAAGUGGGACUUCGGAGGGGACCCCUUCAGGCAGUCCAGUGUUGUCCAGCUAUAAGCCAGCCCCUCCCAAAGACAAACUGCCCGAGACUCCACGGCGCAGAAUGAAGAAGAGUUUGUCAACACCGCUCAACCCGGAGUUCGAAGAGGCCUACAGAAUAGGGUCGGAUAGUCGCAAGCUGCUGUUAAGGGAGCACGUGGAUGCCAUGCCUGAUCCCACUCCGUUUCUGUUGGCCAGAGAAACGUCGGAGGUCCACCUCAUUAAGGAGAGGCCGCUGGUUAUUCCACCCAUCGCUUCGGAUCGAGCAGCCGGCGAAUCGCACAGCCCAGCGCGAGAGAAGCCGCACAAGGCGCACGUCGGAGUGGCGCAUCGCAUCCACCACGCUGCGCCCCCCCAGCCUCAGGCAGAGGUUGAAACGCUGGCGGUGGAUCAGGUCAACGGAAGCAAGGUGGUCAGAAAGCACUCAGGGACGGACAGAACUGUUUGAGUCAAAUCACUGCUGCCCUGUUCUGUCGCUGUUUAUGCACUGUGAUCCCAUAGGAUAAAUAGCACCUGCAGUAAAGUUUCUUUCGAUGCCCCAUGCAUGCCAAACUUCUUCCAGAUACAUCAUUAAUAGAUUAUCCUCCUCUAUUGAUACCUACUAGGACUGUGUUCAUAUGGCAAGGUAUAUAACUACUAACUGCUGUGGCCAAAUCAGGGGUACCUGACUGCUUGCUUCUGAGCACUGCUCCAUUUAUUGUAUCUACACGUGUGGACAAAGGCACAUGCUGCAGGCUGUGUUAUUAAUAUUAGUGAAAACAAGCCUAUUAACCUGCAGCAAUAGGUAUUGGCUGUUAGCAUUUGAAAUAGCAAUGGUUCUUUUGUCUUCACUGUGUAUGUAGCACUUCAUACACAAACAUUAACUUUCAUGACAAAGCCUUCCUCAUGGUAGCAUUGAAAAUCCAUGGGCUGUACGUACACUUCAAAACAAACUAAGGACUUUUUUCCUUCAAAUGCUCUCAGUUGUGAACUGUGUUCAUAGUUUCUCAAAGUCCUGAGAGUCCCAGUAAGCACUGUUUAGUCCUAAAUAACUUGGUUUGUGGCUUUAAGUAAAAAAUGAGGAAGAAACAUGGAAAAAUCACUGUCUUCAAUGGUUAAUGGUCCUCUCAGAAAGAGUAUGAACAUGUUUUUGUUUGUUUUUUUAAACUGAACGCCCUCAAUGCACAUUUUACACUAGUCAGUGAGUACACUGCACUUGUGGCACCUUCCAUACUGGCUCAGAGCUCCUUUUUUUCAGGGAGAAAAUGUACCCGACUGUCCUGUAUGAGAAUGGUUCUUUAUGCUCUAACCUGCACUUUUUUUAUAAAGAUUGCUUUUUGUGUUUUGUUUUGUUUUUUUCUUGAAAAGUUUAGACUUAUUCAGGGUAUCAAUGGUCAGUUCUGACUUCUAAUAGCUUAGAAGCCUGAGCUGUGCCUCUAAAAUGUGUGUACUCAGUUUUAAAUGUAACUGACUUACCCACUUCUUACAAGAGGAGAACCUGGCAUCCUUGACUUCUAUCCGAGUCACUUGGGAUGCACCUGCCUUGUACUUGUCCUGGUUCCCCUGUCUAGUUAGCAACAGGUAGACCCUGCAUCUGUUGUUAAGACUACUUGAUUUUUGUUUCUUCUUUUUGUUCUUUUUUCUAGGAAAGAAAGGCAUACUGAGAGCUGUGUAUGUAAUUUUUGGAAAGGAGUUUUUCUUAAAUUCUGAUCAGCACCUCCAGCUUGCCUCUGCUUCACUCUUGUCUGCAGCCUCUGAGUAGGACCAGCAAGAAAAAACGGCUCCCAAAUGCUGCUAAGCUUAUGAUGUGCCUUCAAAAAUUUGGAACACGUAACCUUUGUAAAAGCUGAUGAAGGAUCCCUGCCUGCCCUCUUUCCUUCCCCUUGCCAGCUGUAAUUUGCCCCUCCAGCUUUUUUUCUGCAGCUGUGUGUUGGUGUGUUUCCCUCUGGAGCCUUGGGUAACUAUCUGUCAGCUUUCUCCCUCCUCCCCCCCAAAAAAGGCACUGACAGGAUGAAAAAAGCUGUUCUUCCUACCUGUGGUACUGCUAACUUCUCUGUGCAGCAUGCUAACUUACAGCAGGGUUGGACCCAGUCAGAGAGGAUUUGAAUGUCCACUGACCUGAAGGCUUCCUGUGCCCUGUCCCUGUGCACCCUCACAGCUCAGGCACUUGCUAGUUUGAGAAGCCCAAGAAAUGCUUGUCAGCGUUGUGCCUUGCCAGCCGUGUGCUAGGAUUUGUUUCAUGAACUGUGGGGAGGGACAGGCAAAAGCUCUGUUCCUGCAAAACUGGCUAAAGAAAGUUUGUUAUCCCGGAGUGCUCAGUGUAUUGUAUUUACCAGCAGUGUUUUCGGUUUGGGGAUUUUUUUGGUGGUUGUUGCCAUAUUUUUAUGGCUGUUGUAUGAGUGAGCUACCCUGCCACUUG